CGGCAGCGCGCGCACGCUUUGCUCCUUCCACUGUACGGACCGUGCGUAGCGACAAAGACGGCGAGCCUGAAAGCACACGGGCAGGGAAGAAAGAGGCGACCCGCUUUCGUCGUCAAAGCCCCCGUUAGCGACGUCCUCGUCGGCCUAGACUGAAACGCUCCGCCGGGGGUUGAAUUGGAGCCGGGACUUGGGCGUUCGGAGGAGAAGAAGCCCGCUGCGACUCGUCGAUUUUCAGCGAGGGAGCCGCCAUGGCCGUUGGAUCCCCGAGCCUCCUCAUCGGGAUAUGAAGACGGGCUGUAUGUGUCCGGAACUGCCCGCGCCGAACCAUCCGUGCGAACGUCUGUCGUAGAAACUAGAUUGUGGAUUUUAAAUCGGGGGGAACCAGCGAGGAGAAGCCGUGUCUGGAGCGGUUCAAUGCGGGGUUGUCAGCGGCCCAUUGAUAGAACUCGAGGGAAGAUGCACUGAUUUUAACGCCUUCUUCGGGUCAAAGUGGUGGAUUUGUGGACACGAGGAUCGCUCUAUAGUGUCGUUCUUGUUUUUUGGAUGAAAAGCUUCGGUGAAUCGAUCCACUUCGUCGCGCAGUGAAGCCCUCAAGCCUCCCAGAAUCGAAGCCGUCGGAUCAUGUCGGGUCGGCCCAGGACCACAUCCUUCGCUGAAAGCUGCAAACCAGUGCCGCAGCCCUCCGCCUUCGGAAGCAUGAAAGUCAGCAGGGACAAAGACGGCGGCAAGGUGACGUCCGUCGUGGCGACUCCAGGCCAAGGCCCCGACCGACCACAGGAAGUGAGCUACACAGACACAAAGGUCAUCGGCAACGGCUCGUUCGGCGUGGUCUACCAGGCCAAGCUGUGCGACUCUGGAGAGCUUGUGGCCAUCAAGAAGGUCCUGCAGGACAAGAGGUUUAAGAAUCGCGAGCUGCAGAUCAUGAGGAAGUUGGACCACUGCAACAUCGUCCGCCUGCGCUACUUCUUCUACUCCAGCGGGGACAAGAAAGACGAGGUUUACCUGAACCUGGUUCUGGACUAUGUUCCCGAGACCGUCUACAGAGUCGCCCGACACUACAGCCGAGCCAAGCAGACUCUGCCUAUGGUUUACGUCAAGCUGUACAUGUACCAGCUCUUCAGGAGUCUGGCCUACAUCCACUCGUUUGGAAUCUGCCAUCGGGACAUCAAGCCUCAGAACCUGCUCCUGGACCCUGAGACCGCAGUGUUGAAACUCUGCGACUUCGGAAGUGCCAAGCAACUGGUGCGUGGGGAACCCAACGUUUCCUACAUCUGCUCCCGCUACUACCGAGCGCCUGAGCUCAUCUUCGGCGCCACGGACUACACCUCCAGCAUCGACGUGUGGUCAGCCGGCUGCGUGCUGGCCGAGCUGUUGCUAGGGCAACCCAUCUUCCCCGGCGACAGCGGCGUGGAUCAGCUGGUUGAAAUCAUCAAGGUCCUGGGCACGCCCACCCGGGAGCAGAUCCGGGAGAUGAACCCCAACUACACAGAGUUCAAGUUCCCUCAGAUCAAGGCACAUCCUUGGACUAAGGUGAGUCAACAGGUGUUCCGGCCGCGCACGCCCCCGGAGGCCAUCGCCUUGUGCUCCCGCCUGUUGGAGUACACGCCCACCGCCCGUCUCACCCCCCUGGAGGCCUGCGCACACUCCUUCUUCGACGAGCUGCGCGACCCCAACGUCAAACUGCCCAAUGGGCGGGAGAAGCCCUCGCUCUUCAACUUCACCACCCAAGAGCUUUCCAGUAACCCCUCUCUGGGCUCCAUCCUGAUCCCUGCCCACGCCAGGAGUCAGGCCGCCGCCUCCACCCCAACCAACUCCUCAGCCACCACAGGUUAGAAUGUUAGCAGCUCAGAGCGAGUGACCAGCACCACCUCGGCCUCCGCCUCAGCAUCCAACUCCACCUCCUGAGCCCUUCACCUGGCCCUCCUGUCCCGGUCUCAGCCCAUGGCCCCUCCACUGCCCCGGCCAGGGGGUGAGCUGGCUCAGCCCUGCUCCCUCCCCCUCCCCCGAGGGCGGCGGAGCCACGCCGACGCAGUCUGGGUUCUACUGCGACACCCCCCCGCCCCAAUCCAUCCGACCCCCGCCGCCCAGCCGCUGGACCUCCACCCUCAGUCACACGUCUCUUUCUCUCCUCCACCAGAGGAGCCUGUCGUCUGAACUGAUGUUCGCCUGCUAAUGUUUGUUAAAGGACAAUCUAUAUUCAAGUCCUUUGCUGUCCCCUUCGCCCCCCCUUUUUUCCACUCACUGUCAAAAACUUGUGUUGCAUCCUGUGACCUUUAACCCCCUCACCCCCCACCAUUGGUUUGUGCAUGGCCUGAGUAUGAUUCAGACGAUCCGGGCGGAGAUGGGGGUCACCUGCUCACUUCACACACCCCCCCCUCCACUUACGGCAUGAGGCUCACGUAUACACACACACACACACACACACACACACACGGAUGCAUGAUGAUCCUGAUGUUUGUGGAUGAAAAGAAGAAGCAGGGGUUCGGACAUUUUUUCCUUUCUUUCUUGAGGUUUUUAAAUGGGUAGAAGCUGAUUUACUUGUCUUUUAUUUGGACUCCUUGGCAGAUUUUUUUUCAAUGGAUGUGUCAUGUAUCUGGUCCUGUUUGCUUGUAUAAUAUAUACAUACAAUAAUGAAAUGUGCGUACACACAGUUUAUAUAUUACUUUUCCUUCUGUAUAAAAAGUAUAUAUAGAUAUAUGUAUAUUAACUGCGAUGGUUCAGACGGGGUUUUACGUCGCGCUCAUAUCUGGCGGAGCAAUAUUUGCGGCCGCCCGAAGACCAUGGAUUUAGACCCCGUCGCUUGUUUGUUUUUGCCGGUCGGAUCCCGGCGGCCACUUCUCCUGUGUAGUCACGCUGUAGAUGGCGCUCUGUUCCUCGUCUUCGUACCGGCUGUGUGUAGCGGUGUUUUCCUGUGACGGUGCAGCAUCGCCGGCCGACGUCUCCUCCAUCUCCGUGAAGAACUCAAGGUGUCUCCAGCCCCCUAAACCCCCACCUCCCCCUCUUUGUUUUUACCGCUUUUCUCUCGGACCUUGAGGAGUCUUUGUGACCACUGACUUGAAGUGUAAAAAAACGUCGUCGCCACCCGCCGCACUGAUGUUGUUUAUGUAUAUUGUACAUGAUGAUCAGCUUUAUCCAGCCAUAUGUUCAAUCUUACCUGUACAGUACAGUAGAAGACAGCUGUAUUAUUGUAACAAGAACUAGUCAUAUAUAGUGUAACUAUAGUUUGGAGUGCCUUUGCUUUCAUACACCUUCGCCUUGUCUCACCCGUCCUCACGCCGCCACCCUCAAUAUUUGACUCUCCCUUUUGGUGCUGUUGAAUUUCCUGCACUCGACCCCUCCCCCCCCUCCCCCCCUUUCCUCUCGUCGUACUUGUAAAAUACACGUAUCAGUUGUAUGGAUAUUUUUUCCGUCGAUUAUUUAAGUAGACACACAAAACCCACAGUCCUGACACGGACUUCGGGGCAUGAAGGUUGUGGUUUUGAAAGAAAAAAAAAAAAAACACAAAACAAAAAGCCUUGUAAAUAGGAGCUUCUGGACACUUCAGUGUUGGUUCUGUUACCAAAGCCAAAUCGUGAUGACCAGCCAUCAUCAGAGGCAAUAAUGUCUGCGUCCCCGGAUUCCUUUCUCUCGCCGAGAGUUCAGUAGCACCUAAAGGGGUCGAGUCAUGUAGCCUUCGUGGAAAACGCUUGCUGUAAUAACGCCUCACAGAUGAGUUGCUGUCCUUCACCACUAUGUUUUUAACUGCCUCGCCCCCCAGGACUCCCGUCGGAAUUCAAGAAAAACGCAACGGUUACCAAAAAAAACCCAUAAUAACGGUGUAUUUAUACUAGCACAGACGCUACAAUAAUGUGCUAACUGGGGUUAAAAGAAAAGAAGUUUGGACAGGAACAUCCCCUAUUUCAGUACUACUACUUGAAUGCCUCCGUUUGUGACUGAAAUCUUGGUUUCACUCUUUUCCUUUGUUCUGUGAAGGUUCUGUAAAUAUUCCAUCUGCGUGCUCUGAGGAAUAGUUCCCUGGUACUGUAAUUUGCAUUAAAUAAAGCAUAGGAUAGCCUGGAAAAACCCACUGUGGCUUGUUCUUCAGGUGGCUUCCACCGCCAACCUGCUGCUGGAGAAGGUGCGGUUGGACCU
This is a messenger RNA of Synchiropus splendidus (mandarinfish), 4131 nucleotides long. RefSeq names its product glycogen synthase kinase 3 beta, genome duplicate a (gene gsk3ba). Gene Ontology annotation, cellular component: nucleus; cytosol; beta-catenin destruction complex. The record is from RefSeq and is a predicted model, not a curated record. Gene Ontology annotation, molecular function: protein serine/threonine kinase activity; ATP binding; beta-catenin binding. The transcript is spliced from 11 exons. Lineage: Eukaryota; Metazoa; Chordata; Actinopteri; Syngnathiformes; Callionymidae. Bases 622 to 1833 code for a protein of 403 amino acids. Gene Ontology annotation, biological process: protein phosphorylation; negative regulation of canonical Wnt signaling pathway; extrinsic apoptotic signaling pathway in absence of ligand.